This is a messenger RNA of Fraxinus pennsylvanica, 2835 nucleotides long. NCBI's taxonomy places the organism in Eukaryota, Viridiplantae, Streptophyta, Magnoliopsida, Lamiales, Oleaceae. The record is from the annotation of a GenBank genome assembly.
AUGGCAACUGAAAAUUCCACAAACAGUGAAGGGGCCGAACAGCUAAAGCUCUUAGCAAAUGAAGCCUUUAAAGCGCAUAAAUAUGCUGAGGCUAUUGAUUUAUAUACACAAGCGAUAGAAUUGAAUAGUAAGAAUGCGGUAUACUGGGCUAACCGUGCCUUUGCACACACCAAAUUGGAAGAGUAUGGCAGUGCAAUAUUGGAUGCUACUAAAGCUGUUGAAUUUGACCCCAAAUAUUCUAAGGGUUACUAUAGACGCGGUGCAGCUUAUAUGGCAAUGGGAAAGUUUAAGAUGGCACUCAAGGAUUUUCAACAAGUCAAGAAAAUAUGUCCGAAUGAUCCUGAUGCUGCCAAGAAAUUGAAAGAAUGUGAAAAAACUGUGAUGAAGCUAAAAUUUGAAGAAGCUAUUGCUGCGCCUGAAUCAGAAAGACGUUCAAUAGUUGAUUCUAUUGAUUAUCGUGCCAUAGAUGUGGAACCACAAUAUGCUGGUGCAAGAAUAGAAGACGAUGUUGUUACUUUGGACUUCGUGAAGAAAAUGAUGGAUGAUUUCAAGAAUCAAAAGUGCUUACAUAAGAGAUAUGCAUACCACAUUAUUUUGCAAACAAGAGAAAUGUUGCAAUCCUUGCCGGCUCUUGUCGACCUUAAUGUUCCUACUGGGAAGCACUUCACUGUAUGCGGUGAUGUACAUGGCCAGUUCUAUGAUUUAUUAAAUAUUUUUGAGCUCAACGGACUUCCUUCUGAAGAUAAUCCAUAUCUGUUCAACGGAGACUUUGUCGAUAGGGGUUCUUUCUCUUUAGAGGUCAUACUCACGUUGUUUUCUUUCAAAUGCAUGUCUCCAUCAGCUAUAUAUCUUGCUCGAGGAAAUCAUGAAAGCAAGAGCAUGAACAAAAUAUAUGGUUUUGAGGGUGAGGUCCAGUCCAAAUUAAGUGAUAAGUUUGUGGAACUCUUUGCGGAAGUGUUCUGUUGUUUACCUUUGGCUCAUGUUAUAAAUGAGAAAGUUUUUGUGGUUCAUGGAGGCCUUUUCAGUGUUGAUGGUGUGAAGCUCUCUGACAUAAGAAAAAUUGAUCGGUUCUGUGAGCCUCCUGAAGAGGGGUUGAUGUGUGAAUUGCUCUGGAGUGAUCCACAACCUCAACUUGGGAGGGGACCCAGCAAACGUGGCGUUGGUCUUUCAUUUGGUGCAGAUGUAACUAAAAGAUUUUUGCAGGAUAACAAGCUAGAUUUAGUAGUGCGUUCUCAUGAAGUGAAAGAUGAAGGUUAUGAGAUUGAGCAUGAUGGUAAACUUAUCACUGUGUUUUCUGCUCCAAACUACUGUGAUCAGAUGGGAAAUAAGGGUGCAUUUAUUCGUUUUGAAGCCCCUGAUCUGAAGCCAAAUAUCGUCACUUUCACAGCAGUGCCACACCCUGAUGUCAAGCCAAUGGCAUAUGCCAAUAACUUCCUUCGAAUGUUCUCACCUCAACACAAAAUGUGCUGUUCAUUCUCAUUCUUCUCUCUUCUACUGCUCAUUUCUUUUCUUUCAAUCUCUUCUGUCUCAACAAAUCGAAAUGCAAGCGAAAGCCAUCCCGACAAGAAUUUGUUUUCUAGCGACAUGAAUCCACUGGAACUAGAAACCUUGUUCAAGAUUAUGGAGUCUGUGUCAUCUGACCAAAACUGGAGAAUUUCACACCCAAAACCAUGUAAUCCAGGGUCUUCUUGGCUGGGAAUUGAGUGCAAAACAGGAAUUGAUAACCAUUUUCAUGUUACCAGGCUUGAUUUUGGCACCCCACCAAAUCCAACUUGCAAGAACACUGCCAUAUUCCCUUCAGAAAUCUUUGAACUCCCAAAUCUUGAAUCAAUUUUCAUUUUCCAGUGUUUCUCUCACACACAGACAGCAAUUUCUUUUCCCAAAAACAAGAUUUCCAGUUCUUUACAGCAGUUUAGUUUGAGAGAAAAUUCGGCACUUAUUGGCUCAAUCCCACCUAAAAUUUCUUCUCUUAAAUCUCUUCAAAUCCUCACAUUGUCACAAAACAUGCUAACAGGGCUAAUCCCGGUUGAACUUUUCAGUUUGAAUUCUCUUUUACACCUUGAUUUGAGUUAUAACAGGCUCACAGGCAUGAUCCCGGUCCAAAUUAGCAAUCUCAGGAGCCUUUUAGGCCUGGAUUUGAGCUAUAACAAGCUGACAGGGACAAUACCUGCUGCAAUUGGCCAGCUUUUGGUUCUUCAAAAGCUGGAUUUUAGCUCUAAUUCUCUCACUGGAAGCAUUCCAGACAACUUUCAGCAGCUGAAUUCUUUAAUUUUCUUGGCAUUAAGUAACAACAAAUUACGCGGGAGGUUUCCUAGGGGCCUGAGGGAGCUUCAAAAUCUGCAGUACUUCAUAAUGGAUGACAACCCAAUGUUCGUAACAUUGCCCCUGGAAUUUGGUCAUCUCAGAAAAUUGCAAGAACUCAGGCUUGCCAAUUCGGGAUACUCUGGCAGAAUCCCUCCAAUUUACUCACAGCUAACGAAUCUAAGCGCCCUUUCGUUGCAAAACAACCGAUUAACCGGUGAAAUUCCAACCGGGUUUGGCAAUCUGUCUCAUAUAUAUCAUCUGAACUUGAGCAGAAACUUUCUGGGUGGUAUUGUUCCUUUCAAUUCAAGUUUCUUGAAAAGGCUUGGCAGAAAUUUGGAUCUCAGUAGCAAUCCAGGGCUCUGUUUGAGUCCAUCAGAAGCAUUUGGUGUCAAUGUUGGAAUUGAUGUUUGUGGAAGUAACAAAACUGCAUCUUCUAUAAGGCCAUUGAAGAAUUCUGAAGCUCCAUUUCAAUGCCCUAAACCAUUUAUUCUUACUAUUUUUUGGGUUUUUCUAGCGUUGCAUCACAUAUAG